This is a messenger RNA of Paecilomyces variotii, 1778 nucleotides long. Its product is annotated as ribonucleotide reductase inhibitor-domain-containing protein. The record is from RefSeq and is a predicted model, not a curated record. Bases 455 to 1348 code for a protein of 297 amino acids. Lineage: Eukaryota; Fungi; Ascomycota; Eurotiomycetes; Eurotiales; Thermoascaceae. The transcript has a single exon. Gene Ontology annotation, cellular component: nucleus; cytoplasm. Gene Ontology annotation, molecular function: ribonucleoside-diphosphate reductase inhibitor activity.
GUGCCGUUUCAUACAUACACCGUACCCAGUAAUUCUGCUUGAAUACAAACAUCCUGCAAUAGAAACAGACGAAAGCCUGCUGGUUAUCAUUAUCAUGUAUUAUCAGAUACAGUAUGUACUGAUCAGAGAAAGUCCUUGGAUGCGCAAAACCCUAAGCCCUAACCUCAUCCCGAUCGGGUUAUAUAGGCCAGCUUAAGUAAAGCAAUACUGAUCGCGUCUCUCCGCGUCGCGCGCGCGAAAGCCCAGCCUCCUCUCUUUCUCCUGCCAGCCUUUCCAUCGCCUCUUCAUCACCACGACAACUCCCCUCUCCACUCUGUUCCUUCUGUCAUUAUCAUCUGCAUCCCUUCAAUGCUUUCUUAUCGAUAAGCACUUUGGCUUAAAAUCAAAAGAAAAAGUUCCUCUCACGUGCUUAAGUACAAACGCUUACACCGUCAUCGUUAUCGUUAUCGUCACCAUGACUACCGUUGCGAGUACUGCUUCUACUCUCUCCAAAGACGCAAACUCGAAACGACGUCGUUUCCAACCACCAAUUACCAGUUAUUUCGCAGCUACGGGACCUACUACUACGGAGAGUAAUCAUAAUGAUAAUGGAACUAGCUCCCCUCUCUCCCACCACAACUACUCUGCGCCUACAUACUCCGCCUCCCCCGCGCUGCCGCAUAAAAUCCAGUCGUCACUCUUGAGUGUCGGAAUGCGUGUCCGGAAGUCUGUCCCGGAGGGAUACAAGACGGAGGCGUUGAAGCCUAGUGUAUAUGCCUUGGCUGCGGCCAAAGAGAGCACGAGCGGGGGAUACAUCGCCAGUCGCACGUCGUAUGCAGAACUGGCGCCCUAUUGCGGUAUUCAUAAGAUUGGCAACUAUGCUGUUCAGACAUUCCCGUCACCAGCUGCGGAGUUCGGGGCUGGUUCGGAGCAAAUCUCGACAGAUGAAGGAGAUGCCUUCUCCCUGCCAUCGAGCAGUCAGGAGUCGGUCGCGUCUUCGAUUCCUCCACCCAAUCCGCAUAAGCGCACCUAUGACGAGGACUUAGAAGAGGACGACGAAGAUCACGAUAUGGAUGCUAGCGGUAUCUGGCAUGAUCCUCUUGCUUCUAGCCGGUUCAACACAUACAAUACCUCGCCCUCUCUCUCCCGACGGACGAUCUUGUCUCCGAAAUUGGGCCAGCAGAGACGCCAGUUCCCCGGUGCAGCCAAGCUCUCUCGGGGCCAGGAGAACCGAGAUCCAUUCUCUACAUCGACCACUGGCGCCAUGGACGUUGAUGAUUUCGAAGAACCUGCCUUCCUCCGCCGGCGCGAGGAAGUCGACGCAGACUACCUCACCAAUGGCAGCGAGGUCGAGAUGAGAGGUGCUUGAUGUGUUACAUUAUUUACACUCACCUUUCAUCUAUCAGUUAUCCCUUCCACCACAUCUUAUGCUAUACCCUGUUCCAUCAUACCGUGUCAUAUCGCUGUCCUUUCUCAUGCUCAUUUUGUUUUCUGAUAUGUAUUUUUUUUUUUUCUCUCUCUUCUUCUUAUUACUUACUGUACGGUGUUCAUGGGAAUGUAUCAACGUGAGCGUGAUUGUUUGGAAUUGAAAGGAAUAUUCUUGUCCAUUGUUCUCAAGUGUCGUUAUUAUUAGCUGUUUCACCAGUCGGGUCUGCUGGUCAGUGAUCCACCCGGCUGUCAUUUUCUUUGCCUAAAUAGAACAUAUUCUCGUUUUCUAUUUUACUUACUUACUUUCCUGAGGCUGGUAUUAGUUACAAUUUUGAAAUAUUAUAUCUAUUCCUCAGCCAUAUAUAUCAUCG